This is a messenger RNA of Colletotrichum siamense, 414 nucleotides long. RefSeq lists its product as uncharacterized. The transcript has 5 exons. The record is from RefSeq and is a predicted model, not a curated record. Bases 1 to 414 code for a protein of 137 amino acids. NCBI's taxonomy places the organism in Eukaryota, Fungi, Ascomycota, Sordariomycetes, Glomerellales, Glomerellaceae. Gene Ontology annotation, molecular function: carbon-sulfur lyase activity.
AUGGUUCUUAAGGGAAGCUGCAUGUGUAAGGCGGUGAAGUACGAGAGUAGUGAAGAGCCGCAGGUGACAGCCCUGUGCCACUGUGUUGAUUGCCAGAAGUGGAGCGGUUCCGCCUUCACCUCCAACGCCGUCGUCCCUCGCGCCGCGUUCAAGGUCACUCAGGGCGAGCCCAAGUACUACGACAUCACCGGCGACUCGGGCAAGAAGAACAGGCACUUCUUCUGCUCCGGCUGCGGCUCCAGUCUGUACACCGAGCUCGAUCUCAUGCCGGACGUCACUUGCAUCAAGGCUGGCGGACUAGACGACGGAAAGGCGAGUCUCGAGGGAAAGCCUGCUGUCGAGUUUUACUGCAAGGACCGCGUGUCGUACUUGACGGGCGUCAACGGCGCCGAUCAGAAGCCUGCGUUUUCUUAA